Messenger RNA from Metopolophium dirhodum (rose-grain aphid), 465 nucleotides. RefSeq lists its product as uncharacterized. NCBI's taxonomy places the organism in Eukaryota, Metazoa, Arthropoda, Insecta, Hemiptera, Aphididae. Bases 1 to 465 code for a protein of 154 amino acids. The record is from RefSeq and is a predicted model, not a curated record. The transcript is spliced from 2 exons.
AUGAAAGACAUAUAUGAUAAGUCAUCAAAAAUAAACCAUGUCGAUAUUCCAGAAUUUUCAAAUCAAUACGUAUUUGACGAAAUAAGCUCAAUUAACGUAAUGCCACAGGCCAUAAAUACAUGGCCCAUUACCUCUUAUGAGUUCAACAAGUUUAAAAAGAUUAUUCUUACAAGUUUCAGUAUUAAAAUUGCAGUAGAAUGGGCACUGACACACCACGAUGGUGUUAAGAUAAGCCGCGGAAAAAACACAGUCAUGAUGGAAGAUUACGUGCAUUCCAUAUUGACCGAGUGCCUGAAAACAUUAAAUAAAAGUUCUAAUGAUAUGCCGGGUUCUUGUAAACAAGUGAUCAUACCCAACCUAAUACCAAAAUUUUUAAUACUACAUUUAAAAUAUACUGAAACGGAAGUAAAAUCGGAAUUGAUGAUACAUAACCCAUGCAAGUCUAUAAUAUUAAAUAUUUAUUAA